CCAGUCACCGAAUUGAGAGGCGAUAUCCCCGCUCAACAUGGCUACAAUUGUAACCUCGACCAGGUUCACAGACGAAUAUCAGCUAUAUGAAGAGCUUGGAAAGGGUGCCUUUUCCGUGGUCCGACGAUGUGUGAAGAAAUCCACCGGCCAGGAAUAUGCUGCUAAAAUUAUUAACACAAAGAAAUUGUCAGCUAGAGAUCAUCAAAAACUGGAGCGAGAGGCUCGCAUCUGUCGCUUGCUCAAACAUCCCAACAUUGUCCGGCUCCAUGACAGUAUCUCAGAAGAAGGAUUUCAUUACCUCGUCUUUGACCUUGUUACUGGUGGAGAGCUGUUUGAAGACAUUGUCGCCAGAGAGUAUUACAGUGAAGCUGAUGCAAGCCAUUGCAUUAAUCAGAUCUUGGAAAGUGUUAGCCACAUCCACCAGCAUGACAUUGUGCACAGAGACCUCAAGCCGGAGAAUCUGCUCUUGGCCAGUAAGAUGAAGGGGGCAGCAGUGAAACUGGCAGACUUUGGUCUGGCCAUUGAGGUGCAGGGAGACCAGCAGGCCUGGUUUGGUUUUGCUGGCACUCCUGGUUAUCUGUCUCCUGAGGUCCUGAGGAAAGAUCCUUACGGCAAACCUGUAGAUAUCUGGGCCUGCGGUGUAAUCCUGUAUAUCCUCUUAGUGGGCUAUCCUCCUUUCUGGGAUGAGGACCAGCACAAGCUCUAUCAGCAGAUCAAAGCAGGCGCUUAUGAUUUUCCCUCUCCAGAGUGGGACACCGUCACUCCGGAGGCCAAGAACCUAAUCAAUCAGAUGUUAACCAUUAACCCAGCCAAGAGGAUCACAGCCGACCAGGCACUCAAGCACCCGUGGGUCUGCCAACGCUCCACGGUGGCGUCCAUGAUGCACCGUCAAGAGACCGUGGAGUGUCUGCGCAAGUUCAACGCCAGGAGAAAACUAAAGGGAGCCAUUCUCACCACCAUGCUGGUGUCCAGAAACUUCUCAGUGGGCCGGCAGCAUACCAGCCCCGCCGCCACCACCAGUACGGCCGCGUUGGCUCAGGAAGCAUGCAAAAGUUUACUGAACAAAAAGUCUGAUGGAGUUAAGCCACAGACAAACAACAGUAAAAACAGUGUAGUAAGCAGUACCAGCAGCACCAAAGACAGCAGCAUAUCAUCCACAGCACCAAUGGAACCACAGACUACUGUUGUGCACAACCCAGCUGAUGGCAUCAAGGGCUCCACAGAGAGCUGUAAUACCACUGAAGAGGAGGACAUGAAAGGUAGGAAAGUGUCAGCGGGCGGGGCUAGCAGUGACAGCGCAGUGGUCAGCCAAUGCAGUGCCUCUGAGGAGCUGACUCCUCAGACUGAGGUUCCUCCUCCUGGCCCACCACCCCCUGGCCCACAGCAUGAUGUUAAGCGUGUUGCUUGGAGCAGUUCAGGUCAGAACUCCUGUCCUGAAUUAGAACCUGCUGUAGCAGCCCCAGCCUCCACACCACCAGGGGGCAGCAGCACACAGCAGUCUCGCAAGCAAGAGAUCAUCAAGAUCACGGAGCAGCUGAUCGAGGCAAUCAACAACGGCGACUUUGAAGCCUACACGAGAAUCUGUGACCCCGGCCUGACCUCCUUUGAACCCGAAGCACUUGGGAAUCUAGUGGAAGGCAUGGAUUUCCACAAGUUCUACUUUGAGAACUUGUUAAGCAAGAACAGUAAACCGGUGCACACCACCAUCCUCAAUCCCCACGUGCACCUGAUUGGCGAGGACGCAGCCUGCAUCGCCUACAUCCGCCUGACGCAGUACAUCGACAGCCAGGGCCGCCCGCGUAGCUGCCAGUCGGAGGAGACGCGCGUGUGGCACCGCCGCGAUGCCAAGUGGCUCAACGUGCACUUCCACUGCUCAGGAGCCCCCGCAGCACCCCUGCAGUGAUUCCUACCAGGCAAAGCAUGCCUAAAGUCUGAAGCUGAUUGGAGCAUUUCUUCUCCGUGGUCGGAUUGGCGCCAGGAGCCCGGCCGGAAGAUGACCUCUUGAAGUUUAAAACGUGAGGGAAAAAAAAAAAAGCAACAAAGUUAAAAAUAUUUCAAAGCCAACCGAUGCCACCACCGCCUCUCCAGCCCCACCCCAGCUAUAUGUGGAGGGGCCGACCGUUGGCAGCGCCCCCGUCCUCUGGACGCUGCAUGCCUCUGAUGCCCACAGGGGGCGCUGUCUUGUCCUUCACACUUGUUCCCAUCCUUUUUUUUUUUUUUUCUUUAACCUGCCGUUCAGAAAGGGUGUUUAAAGUAUUAACGUAUUGUAAC
Messenger RNA from Chanos chanos (milkfish), 2271 nucleotides. RefSeq names its product calcium/calmodulin-dependent protein kinase (CaM kinase) II gamma 2 (gene camk2g2). Gene Ontology annotation, biological process: protein phosphorylation. Gene Ontology annotation, molecular function: calmodulin binding; ATP binding; calcium/calmodulin-dependent protein kinase activity. Lineage: Eukaryota; Metazoa; Chordata; Actinopteri; Gonorynchiformes; Chanidae. The record is from RefSeq and is a predicted model, not a curated record. The transcript is spliced from 23 exons. Bases 38 to 1903 code for a protein of 621 amino acids.